Zingiber officinale is the source of this 3544-nucleotide messenger RNA. RefSeq names its product filament-like plant protein 7. NCBI's taxonomy places the organism in Eukaryota, Viridiplantae, Streptophyta, Magnoliopsida, Zingiberales, Zingiberaceae. Bases 355 to 3318 code for a protein of 987 amino acids. The transcript is spliced from 6 exons. The record is from RefSeq and is a predicted model, not a curated record.
CCCACCAACACCCGCGUACAUGCGCCAGCUCUCACUCCCACACAGAACACGCAAAAUCCAUCGUAUACAAUUAUUGGAAACCAUGAUCUCACAGAGGAUGAAAUAAAAAAAGGAAAAAGCAGCUUUAGUACUCUCAUGGAAAACAUAUCUUCACCUCCGCUCUCUAACUCUUUUUCUCACCGUUUCUUCCUCCCUCCCUCUCUGCAUGUCGCUUCUCUCUCAUCAAAAAUGAUGGUGUUGACUUAAAGUGAGGUUUUUUUGUAUAGUUUUCUAUGUUCUUCUUGUACUUUGUUUCACUGGUUUUGCUCACCUUCUCAGGGAAUGCGAUAGCUUUGCAAGCAAUUUGUGGGAAUAAUGGAGAGCAAGACGUGGAUAUGGAAUAGGAAGUCCACAGGGAAGAACAUUGAGAAAGGGAAGACCCUGAAGUUGGAGAAAUCUAUAGAAAACUUGAACGAACAACUAUCUUCUGUCCGCAGCGAGUCCAAUGCUAAAGAUGAUCUUUUGGCAAAGCAAGCAAAAGUAGCUGAGGAAGCAAUUUCAGGAUGGGAAAAAGCAGAAGCUCGAGCUCUUGCUUUACAGAAACAAUUGGAUGAUGCCUUGCUUCAGAAGAAAAUGGCAGAAGAAAGAUCAGUCGAACAGGAUACAGAAUUACAAGAAUUCAGGCAGCAACUAUGUGUUGUCAAGGAAGAUCAGCAGCUCAUAGUUAACAAUGCUUCCAUGAAAAUAUCAAGAGAACUGGAGAAGACACGCAUGGUAGAACAAAGGUUGGUCGGGACAAAUAAGAAGCUCGCUGAAUUGGUCACUGAAAAUGGAAACCUGAAAAGAAUCCUAGAGGCCAAAGAACAGUUGCUUGCAGAGAUGAAUGAGGCUAAAUCAAAUCUGGAAAAAAACUUUACUGAUGUGGUGUCCAGACUUGAUGCUUCAGGGAAACUCAAUGUGUCUCUGAAUUAUGAGGUCUGUGUGCUUCAGAAGGAGCUUGAGAUUCGAAAUGAGGAAAGGGACUUCAACCGGCGAUCAACUGAUGCUGCUCAUAGGCAGCACCUAGAGAGCAUCAAGAAGAUUGCAAAGCUUGAAGCUGAGUGCCAACGGUUGCGGGUCAUGGUUCGCAAGCGCUUGCCAGGGCCAGCAGCUUUAGCUAAAAUGAGAAACGAGGUCGAGGUGUUGGGUUAUGAUGAAUUAAGCAAGGAUGCGUCUUCUGUUGUCAAGAAACUUCAUGCAAUUGACAAUGAAAACAAGGUGCUCAAAGAAACACUGACCAAGAAAACCAAUGAACUUCAAGCAUCACGCAUCAUGUUCGCACGCACUGCAUCCAAGCUUUCUCAGGCUGAGACCCAACUUGAAGAUUUUUCUAGAGGAAAAACAAGCUAUGAACUAGCAAAGAGCAGUCCGAUGUCGUAUAACCUGCCAUGUUCUUCCAUUUCAGAGCAUGGUGGCAAUGAAGACAAUCUUAGUUCUGCCGAAUCAUGGGCUUCUGCUUUAAUUUCUGAGCUGGAGCACUUUAAAAGUGGGAAACCAAGUGCUCCAUCAUGCAAAAGUGUUGCAAUAUCAGAUUUAAGUUUGAUGGAUGAUUUUGUUGAGAUGGAGAAAUUAGCAAUAAUCACUGUGGAUAAACAUUUUGAUAGCUCACGCAGUGUGAUUGGUGAUAACAAUUUAUGUGUGGCCACUAAAGAUUCCGAAGCAGAAUGCAAGGAUCUUGUUGCUCUCAUGGAAGCCCCUGAUUAUAAGUAUUCGUCGCUUGAGAACUAUCCUAUUUGGCUUCAGGACAUUCUGAGGGUUAUUGUACAAAAGCAUCAUAUCAUGCAAAAAAGUUUCCAUGCCAUUCUUGAAGAUGUUCAAAGUGCUCUAGGUAAUUGGGAUUCUUCUAUUGUUGCAAAAUCCUACAGCGAGAAAGUUAUAAAAACCAAAAACACUUUGUCAGAUUCAGUCGAUGGAGCCAUCACCACAGACUCACCAAACAGAAAAAGGAGUUCCCGAUGUUGUGAGUCUGACUUGGAGAAAUCAGUUCACAAGCUUGUGGAACUAGUUGAAGGGAUCAUUCAGAAAAGUAAUGAGAGUAAAACUGGUCAAGGCAUAUCAUCUGGAGAUGAUGAUGGUCCUUCUUUACAUGAUAAUUUUGCAUCAGAAAAUGGAUAUACAGCUCGAACAUUUCUAUGGGAAAUAUCCAAUCUCACUUCUAUUUUACAGAAUUUUAUAGCAGCAUGCAAUGAUCUAUUGACUGGUAAGAUUGAUCUUCAAAAGCUGACAGAAGAGAUUUCUUCAACACUCGACUUAAUUAUAAGUCAUUCUUUUUCAAUUCAAGAUGUUACAGACACAAAAGUCACUAUUAGGAAACAUAUGGCUGUUGAUGAAUCAUACAGUGAGCAUGGACUUAAAUCUGUAUCGGUAUCAAAUGGUCUACCCAUCUUGUUCAGGGUGGAAAAUUUGGAAUCCAAACUGAAGGAUGAAAAUGAUCCACUAAAAUCUGAGAUUCUUAGUAUCAAGUCUGAAAGGAAAGAUUUGGAGGACAUUCUAAAAACAUUUAGUGCUCAGAAUGAAGCACUGAAAGCUCAGCUGCGGGAAUCAGAAGCAAAAGUUUCAAAUUCACAGAAAGAAAUUGGAAUACUUAAGAAAACCAGGGAGCAGAAUGAAGAACAGAUUGAAAAUAAAAAAUCCAUUAACGAAGACCUUGCGGCUAAGUUAGCGUUUGCAGAGGAUGAAUUGAAUGAAGCUCUUCAAAAGUUUGCAUCCCUUGAAGUCCAACUUGCUCAGAGAAACAACUGCUGUGAAGAAUUGGAGGCAACUUGCCUUGAACUACAGCUAGAGUUAGAAAGAGCUUCAUCUGAUGAAACUCCAAAACAUAUCAUGCGCCCAGAAGACAAGCAAAUCCAGAUGGAAUGUGGUAUAAUUGCAGCGACAGAAAAACUUACCGCUUGCCAGGAAACUAUCCUAAAUCUAGGGAAGCAGUUGAAAGCAUUGGCAUCAGCAGAUGAUGGACCUUUAUUCGACAAGGCGAUAUCUACAACCGUGAAGUCCAACCAUCAUCGCCUGCAGUUGCUUGACCAUAUGAGAGAAGAGGAAAAUCCAUCGACCAAACCACCACAUCUGCUAAUUCCAGCUUCCGAAAACACAAACCUCAGCCAUAAAAUCUCAUUGAGGAGUAUAGUUCAGAUGUCACCGGAGAAUAAUGCUUCCGACAAGGACCAAGGCGAGGUCAAUGAAGGAAUGCUCAUGAUUAUGGCUAAGAAACAAGAUGGAGGUGCAAGUCUGCUGAGAAAACUUUUGAUGCAAAGGAGAAGAAAAAGCAGCACAAGGCUUGAACUUCCAAUGGGUGCUCAAUAGCAGUCUGGAAACCUUCCAAGUUCCAAUUAGCAAGCAAGAAUAUAUAUAUUAUAACAAAGAGAAAGAAUGAUCAAGGUUUUAAAGCUUGCAAUUUAAGAAUGUCUUCUUGUAUGUAAUCCUUUUGUGCUUUCUGUGAAUGUUAAAUUGUUGAUAUGGAUACAAGUAUAUACACAAAUUUCAACAGCUUGAAGAUGAAAUAAUAAGCUACACUAGCUCUCAGAUGUAA